This is a messenger RNA of Camelina sativa (false flax), 900 nucleotides long. NCBI's taxonomy places the organism in Eukaryota, Viridiplantae, Streptophyta, Magnoliopsida, Brassicales, Brassicaceae. The record is from RefSeq and is a predicted model, not a curated record.
AUGUCAAAAGCACGAUUCACCGACGAACAGAGGGACGCCGGUUGCUGUCAGCUAUUCGUCGAUAGCCUUUCCGGCCCUGCCUUGGUAUGGUUCACGAGGCUCGAGCCGAACUCAAUCGACAACUUUGACCAAUUGUCCAAGGUUUUCCUCAAGAACUACCGAAUCUUCAUCGAACGAGGUGUAACAAGUUCGGAUCUCUGGGAGAUGGCCCAGGAACGAGGAGAACCCAUCGCCAGCUUCUUGAACAGAUUCAAGGAGAAGCUGACAAAGGUCAACGUCCCGGAGGACGCUGCAAUGGCAGCCUUCAGAAAGAGCCUGAUCCCCGGAUCACCAUUACGAAAGGACCUCAACAUCCGGGAACCCAAGGACCUUGAUGACGCGCUGCAUCAAGCUUCCAGAUUCGCGCUCGAUGAGGAAGAGGAGGCUCAAAUAGCCGCAAAAACUAACGACGAACAACCGUCGCAUCCCCCCAAGGCUAAAAACUGGGUCGAACAUCACGAACCCCGCAAGCACCACGAACCUCAGGAUCGAAAAAAAGGCGUCAUCCACGCAGUCUCCAAGGUGGACAAUCAAGAGAAGCAGCCGUCUGACCCGAAGGAACUCUACUGCGAUUUUCACAUGUACCCCGGUCACUCCACACAUGAGUGCGUCCACCUGAAGAACUACUUGUACGCGAAGUAUCUCUCUGGCGAAGUCGAAGCUACUUAUCAGCCAAAAAGCGCCCAUGGAGGCAGAGGGCACGACAAGUUUACACCCUCCAAACAGCUCCGAGCGAGCCUUCACUCUGUUCGGACCCGAUAUCAUUCACUUCGGAGGACGCCAAGGGAAUCCAGCACCCCCAUUCGAACCCUUUGGUUAUCGAAGUCUCAAUGGGCGACUUCGAUGUCGAACGAGUCUUGA